UCGCUGUGCGUGAAAAGAUUCACGUGAACUCUCUAUAGGGCGGGAUUCAUAGAUGUUUCUUGAGUUUCAAGAUGAGCUUAAGCUAAUGCUUAAGCUUGUGAUCGAUUCAUAAACAUUGCUGAAGAAUGAAUUCAAAGCUAGAACUUGAGACCAUGCUUAAUGAAGCAAAUCCAGUUUCAUAGUCGAAUCUCAAGUACGACUUGAGAUUAUUAAAUACACAAUCAUGGCUUGUGCCACAUCUUGAGCAAGUCUUAGCCGAGUCCAGUAAAUUGUGGACUUAAGAUAGGUCUGAAAUAAAAAAGUGGUGCUAUAAACUAUGGAAUUUAACAUAUUAGGUCAAUUUGACAUUAAUUUGUUUGAAGCUUCAUCUGAUUCCUCCUCUGAUGAAGAAGAUGAUAUUCAUAUAAUACGUGAAAAACGAUAUGUGCGAGAUGCAAUUGAUCCGUUUACUGCUUAUCGUGAACAUGAAUUUCACAUAAGAUAUAGAUUUUCAAAAGAGUGUGUUAUGUAUGGAUUAUUACCUCUGGUCAAAGAUGGUUUAACAAAGCCUGAUAUGCGAGGUCUUCCUAUUGAACCAGUUAUUCAAUUGCUUAUUUGUUUAAGAUUUUAUGCUACCAGCAGUUUUCAAAAAGUGAAUGGCGAUCUCAUGGAAUUACCGCAACCAACAAUUAGCAGAAUUAUAUUUCGAGUAACUGCUAUAUUAGCAUCUUAUCUAAAUACUUAUGUCAAAUUUAUAACAAACCCAGCAGCUAUACAAGAAAAUCGAAGACUGUUUAAAGAAUUAGGAUAUGGACAUGGAGCUAUUGGACUUCCUUGUAUUGACGCAGCAAUAGAUUGCACUCAUAUAAGACUAUUACAUAAUAACUUUGGAGGAGUAGGCGAGAUCUAUAGAAAUAGGAAGGGAUAUUUUUCCUUAAAUGUCCAGGCUAUUGUAGGACCACGAAUGGAAUUUUUGGACCUAGUUCCAGAAUGGCCAGGAAGCCAACACGAUAGUAGGAUUUUACAAAAUUCUCGAGUUUUUAUACGGUAUCAACAACGUGAAUUAACAGGAAUGAUGGUUGGAGAUUCUGGGUAUCCUUCUCUCACAUUUCUUUUAACGCCAUUUAGAAAUCCACAAAACGAGGAAGAACAGAGAUAUAAUGAAAUUCAAUCAAGAACACGAAUGGUCGUUGAAAGAACAUUUGGAGUAUGGAAGAGACGGUUUCCUUGUUUAUCAAGAGGAUUAUCUUUAAAACUUGUAACCUGUACUGGAGUCGUAUCAGCUUGUGCAGUUUUACAUAAUUUAUCAUUAUAUUAUAAAGAUGUUCUUCCAGAGGAACCAGAGCCUAAUGCAAUAAUUGAAAAUAAUGAGGAACUCUAUUACAAUGAACCUCAUUGGCAGCCUGGAGAUGGUUAUAUUAUUAGGCAAAACGUAGUUCGAGAAUUAUUUCACUGAUUCUAUUAUAAUGAUUUAAAGUUUUAAAAUAAUAAAUAUAUGUAAACAAGCAAUUGAAUAUAAGUGGUUUAUCAGAAAGA
Messenger RNA from Solenopsis invicta (red fire ant), 1515 nucleotides. Its product is annotated as putative nuclease HARBI1. The coding region runs from base 317 to 1435 and encodes 372 amino acids. NCBI's taxonomy places the organism in Eukaryota, Metazoa, Arthropoda, Insecta, Hymenoptera, Formicidae. The transcript is spliced from 5 exons. The record is from RefSeq and is a predicted model, not a curated record.